Setaria italica (foxtail millet) is the source of this 993-nucleotide messenger RNA. RefSeq names its product anthocyanin regulatory C1 protein. NCBI's taxonomy places the organism in Eukaryota, Viridiplantae, Streptophyta, Magnoliopsida, Poales, Poaceae. The transcript is spliced from 4 exons. Bases 63 to 872 code for a protein of 269 amino acids. The record is from RefSeq and is a predicted model, not a curated record.
CGAGAACAUACGCCCUGCUGUUGCAGUUGCACUACACUGAUCGCAGAUCAGGGAAAGGAGAGAUGGGGAGGAGGGCGUGCUGUGCCAAGGAAGGGUUGAAGAGAGGGGCGUGGACGAGCAAGGAAGACGACAUCCUGGCCGCCUACGUCAAGGCCCAUGGCGAAGGCAAAUGGAGGGAGGUCCCCCAGAAAGCCGGUUUGCGCCGGUGCGGCAAGAGCUGCCGGCUGCGGUGGCUCAACUACCUCCGGCCGAACAUCAAGCGCGGCAACAUCUCCGACGAGGAGGAGGACCUCAUCAUCCGGCUCCACAAGCUCCUCGGCAACAGGUGGUCGCUGAUCGCAGCCAGGCUGCCGGGCCGAACAGACAAUGAAAUCAAGAACUACUGGAACAGCACGCUCGGCCGGAGGGCCGGCGCCGGCGGAGGCGGCAGCAGGGUCGUCGUCUUCGGGACACCCGACACCGGCUCACACUCACACGCCACACCGGCGGCGUCGGGCAGCUGCGAGAACGGCGCCGCCGCUCAUCGCACGGACCCCGAUUCAGCUGGCUCCGCCGCCGGGACGGCCUCGGCAGCGGCGGCCGUGUGGGCGCCCAAGGCCGUGCGGUGCACGGGCCGCCUCUUCUUCCACCGGGACCUGCUGGAGGCGCCGCCCGCGAGCGAGACGCCGACGGCCGGGGGAGGAGAAGUAGGGGGGUCGGGAGAAGGGUCGUCGGACGACUGCAGCUCGGCGGCGUCGACCUUCGCGGGCGUCGUCGACGAGCCGUGCUUCUCCGGCGGCGGCUGGAUGGACGACGUGAGGGCCCUGGCGUCGUUCCUCGAGUCCGACGAGGAAUGGGUCGUCCGGUGUCAGAUGUCCGAGCAGCCGGCUUAGACUGAGGGGGCGUUUGUAUCUUUAGUCCUGAUUAAAAUUUAUGUUACAUCGAAUAUUCGGAGGCUAGUUUGUAUCUUUAAUCCUGAUUAAAAUUUAUGUCACAUCGAAUAUUCGGAGGCUA